AACAAGAAAAUGGUGUCUAAAGAACGUCAAAUGCUGGGCAUCAUCCUGGCAUUGAUUGGAUUUAUUGGGACCAUUAUUAUCUGUGGUUUGCCAGCCUGGAAGAUGUCAGCUUUCAUUGGAGCCAACAUUGUGACUUCUCAAGUCAUUUGGGAAGGCCUUUGGAUGAACUGUGUCAUUGAAAGCACAGGCCAGAUGCAGUGUAAGGUCUAUGACUCUGUUCUUAUCCUUCCUCAGGAUCUACAAGCAGCACGCGCAUUGGUGGUCAUCGCCAUUGUUGCUGGACUCUUUGGAAUAAUUCUAGCUAUAGUUGGUGGGAAAUGCACCAGCUUUGUUCCAAAUGAGAGCUCUUCAGCUAAAAUUGCCAUUGCUAGUGGUGUUGUUUUCAUUGUUGCAGGACUUCUUGUCCUAAUUCCGGUGGCUUGGACCACAAAUGCCAUCAUCAGGGACUUUUACAACCCUGCCCUCGUGGAUGCCCAGAGGAGGGAAUUGGGCGCUUCCCUCUACAUCGGCUGGGCAUCUGCUGGCCUGCUCUUUCUGGGUGGAGGUCUACUCUGUAGCUCUUGUCCACCAAAUGAUGACACUCCCUAUCAUGUAACAUAUUCACCAGCCAAAUCUGUGGACAGCAGCAAAGCUUACGUAUGA
Molecule: messenger RNA, 642 nt
Organism: Electrophorus electricus (electric eel)
Lineage: Eukaryota; Metazoa; Chordata; Actinopteri; Gymnotiformes; Gymnotidae
Product: claudin-4-like
Cellular component (GO): bicellular tight junction; membrane
Molecular function (GO): structural molecule activity
Source: RefSeq, a predicted model, not a curated record